UUGGUCCGUUUGCAAAGCUGUCCGUAGUGAAACAAGUAUGGCUCAGCUGUCUGCCAAACCGACCGGUAAAUUAGCUUAGUGUGAAUGUGGAAUAUGUUUCCAAAUUCACAUUAUCUGCUUGAGUUUUAUUCGGCAACGUUAGAUUAACCACCAUUACUAGCGUGGUUUAACUGAAUACAAGUAACUGACAUUCUACCAACGGUAACGUUCCGGGUCGGUCUAUGAACGAGGGUGCAACUCUCUCUUACUAACUAGAACAAGCUGUUCUUGAUCGAUUUAAACAUGGACGCGGUUGUAAAAUUCACAAGCCAAAGUCAAGGAAGGGACCGUAUAUUCAGGGCAACCCAAUAUGCAUGUGCACUGUCGAUAUAUUUACUUCGAAACGACUCAGAAAGAAAGAACCUUGUGGCGAAACUUAAAAGUCUGGAGACCAACAUGAGCGCUGGACGAAAAUUGUUCAGGCUGGGAAACACAGUAAAUUCCAUUGAGGCUGCUAAGCGAACCAUGCAACUCUCUGACCGAGUGCUGUGCCUGUGCCUUACUGCUGCCAACAUGAACCGCGCUCUCUACUUUAUCUGUGACAAUGUACUUUGGGCCAGAAGUGUCGGUCUUAUCCGCGAUAUCGACAAGGAACGCUGGAUCCUAAAUUCCUCUCGCUGCUACUUCCUCUCGCUAGUUAUGAGUCUGACCAGAGAUAUUUAUGUUGUCCUCCAGUUAAUGACGCAGACAGCAAGAGAUAAACACUUUAGACAGAAAAUGGAGCUGCAGCUCAAUGAGAGUCCUGAAGUAGCUGAAGCUGUCGUUCCUCACCUGGAUGCGUUUCUCUUUCUGCUGUUAGAGAGCCUAAAGUCGCACCCUGCUGUUGCCUUGGACACGCUGAAAAAUAUAUGUGAUCUCUUCAUCCCCCUAGACAGGUUGGGUAUAUACAAGUCAAAUGCAGGAGUGGUGGGAUGUUGUGGUUUGAUAUCCUCAGUGAUUGGGAUUGUAACCCUUGCACAGCCCAAGUUAAGACUCAAGCCGUGAUAACAAGGGUGGAGGUCAAUCUUACUGACUAACUGCAGAUAAGAGAUUAUCAUGACAGGUUUUUAAAAGGAUUUAAUCUACCUGAAGCUGGAAUGGUGGACCGAGGUCAACGUGGUGCUCAGUUAGAUUAGACAACCUAUCACAGGCACAUUUUUUAACAGUUGUUAGAAUAGCAUUUAUGUUUUACACCAAACUCAGGCCAGCAAUAACUGGAGGGAUGACUGAAUUUGAUUGUUUUUUAACAUAGUUUUGAUUAACUGAACGGAUUACAUCAUACUUUUGAGAAACAAACUUAACAUUGAAUUAGAGAUAAACUUGAAACACUGGUUUAAAAUUAAGCAAAUUAAGUUUACAUAGUAGCCUGUUUAUUUUUCAUAAUUAAAUAACCGGUGCAUUCCUGUCUUCUCCAACACCACAUAUAACAGCAGUUUUGUAACUACUAAGUGAUCCUUAUUGAUGCAAGCUUUUGCAUUUGCACUCGCUUUAGUACCUAUCUGAGAAAAAAAGUAAGAUCUUAAUCUGAGUAGGGUUGCCACUAUAAGUUCACUGCCUUUCUCUGCUCUCUGUUUUGUGAUAUGAUGCUGCUAAGAGUUUAAUCUCUAUGAUUCAAUUGAUGAAUAAGCUGCUUCUCAGCCAAAAGUGCUUCCAGAGGUAAAAAAGCAGCUGAGAGAUUUCAGGGGACAGGCCUCUUUCACAGCAGACAUUUUGACUUGUCAAAGUAGGAAAACCACAGGUAUUACUAAUAACAGUAACAAUGGUUCUCUUCAAGAGUCCCGGGGACACUAGGACAAUAGACUUUUUUUCACGGCAGACAUGUUGACAUGUCAUAGUAUGAAAAGCACAUGUGUAUUCAAAACCAUUAAUGAUGGCUACAUUCCACUUAGGAGAGGCCCUGGUAUUGUGCAUGCUGACUCACUGAAAUAGCUUACUGGGACACUUGAUGGAAUUGAGCCAUCGAUAAGGUUAUCUAUUUCAGCUGUGCUUUUCCUACUAUGACAAGUCAAAAUGUCUGCUGUGAAAAAGGUCCAUACCAUGACCCUGAAAUUAAAGCAGCCACGUGGAAUUCAGCCAUCGUUCAUUUCAUUAUUUACACCUGUACUUUUCCUACUGUGACAUGUCAAAAUAUCUUCUAUGAAAAAGGCCUAUUAUCUCAUCUGUUAUUCAUUCUGCUAUUCAAGCCUGGACUUUGACUCAGCAGAUUAUACUGUAUGUUCAUUUAAAGAAAGUGUAAAGAAACGAUGAGUACGAAAACAAUUAUGCUUCUGUUGUAACUAUUUUAUUAGCAAAGAUCCCCUCGAUAAUGUGAUUACAAUUCAUUCUUAAUAUAUUGUCUAGGAAUUGUAUGUUUAUGUAUGUUUUUUUUUUUUAAUCUUUGUGACAGGCAAAACAAGUGGGCAAGGAUAAAUUAGAAAGCUCCAACUUGCUCAAGAAAAUAAUGAACUUCAGUCCUCAAAGCUGCAGCUGCAUUUGACAUAUAUUAUCACAUAUAGUAGUGUCAUUCAGUUCAGAAGACUUAAUGAUUUCACUGUCACGGUUGAUUGAAAGGUUAAUAAUAAAACGCUAACAUAAAAAAAUAUAUUUUAAAUUGUGCCUUUUCAACA
Messenger RNA from Perca fluviatilis (European perch), 2624 nucleotides. It is a transcript of the gene pex11a, whose product is annotated as peroxisomal biogenesis factor 11 alpha. The record is from RefSeq and is a predicted model, not a curated record. Gene Ontology annotation, cellular component: peroxisomal membrane. Gene Ontology annotation, biological process: regulation of peroxisome size; peroxisome fission. Lineage: Eukaryota; Metazoa; Chordata; Actinopteri; Perciformes; Percidae. Bases 283 to 1023 code for a protein of 246 amino acids. The transcript is spliced from 3 exons.